Pyrgilauda ruficollis (rufous-necked snowfinch) is the source of this 1895-nucleotide messenger RNA. It is a transcript of the gene ZNF395, whose product is annotated as zinc finger protein 395. Gene Ontology annotation, molecular function: RNA polymerase II cis-regulatory region sequence-specific DNA binding; DNA-binding transcription factor activity. Bases 1 to 882 code for a protein of 293 amino acids. The record is from RefSeq and is a predicted model, not a curated record. Lineage: Eukaryota; Metazoa; Chordata; Aves; Passeriformes; Passeridae. Gene Ontology annotation, cellular component: nucleus. Gene Ontology annotation, biological process: regulation of transcription by RNA polymerase II. The transcript has 5 exons.
AUGCCUGACAGUGCCACCGUGUCCCCUCUCUCAGCCUCGCAGGCGGCCGGUGACCCCUGGAAGGACAGCGGGGACAUUUCGGACAGUGGCAGCAGCACCACCAGCGGUCACUGGAGCAGCGCUGGCAGUGCCACCGCGUCCCCUCCGCACUGUCCCGGCAGUGCCACCGCGUCCCCUCCUCACCACCCUGGCAGUGCCACUGCGUCCCCUCCGCACUGUCCCGGCAGUGCCACCGCGUCCCCUCCCCACUGUCCCAGCAGUGCCACCGCGUCCCCUCCUCAUUACCCUGGCAGUGCCACCGCGUCCCCUCCUCACCACCCUGGCAGUGCCACCGCGUCCCCUCCCCCCCGUGCUGGCAGUGUCACCUUGUCCCCUCUGAGCGAUGACGGCUUCGACACCGACCCCGAGCCCCCAGCGCCGGACGAGCCCGCGCCGCGCCGCAGGAAGGGCUCGGCCAGGCUGCUGUUCAAGUGCCUGUGGCCCGGCUGCGGCAAAGUGCUGCGCUCCGGCGUCGGCAUCAAGCGCCACGUGCGCACCCGGCACCUGGGAGCCCUCAAAACCCCUCGCCUCCACCUUUUCAUCCCCUUUUACCCCCUUUUCAUCCCUUUUUCCCCCCUUUUCUCCCCUUUUUUGCCCUUUUUGCCCCUUUUCCCCCCUCAGGCGCGGAGCCGCUCCCUCAGCCUCAGCGACCCUCAGGCCCCUCAGCCGCCGCCAUUGCUGCCGCCCCGGCUCCUCGUGGCCUCCCCGCCCCGCGCCUCCCUCAGCACCAGAAAAACCCGCGGCGAAGCCAAGAAAUGCCGCAAGGUUUACGGCAUCGAGCACCGGGAGCAGUGGUGCACGGCGUGCCGCUGGAAAAAGGCCUGCCAGCGCUUCCUGGACUGAAUUUCACUGCCCCGUUCCCCCGUGCCCACCUGGAAUUCCCUCAGGAGUCUGGGAAUUCCCUCAGGAAUUUGGGAAUUCCCUCAGAAAUCCGGGAGUCCUUCGUUGCUGCGAGUGGAGACUGAAUUUCGCUGCCGCAUUCCUCUUUUCCCGCCCAAAUUCCCUCAGAAAUCUGGGAAUUCCCUCAUAAAUUUGGGAAUUUCCUCAGGAAUUUUCUCAUUGCUGCAAGCAGAGACUGAAUUCUGCCCCAUUAUUCCCCUUUUCCCACCUGGAAUUCCCUCAGGAAUCAGGGAAUUUUCUCAUUGCUGUGAGCAGAGACUGAAUUCCACCUCCUUAUUCCCAUUUUCCCACCUGGAAUUCCCUCAGAAAUCUGGGAAUUCCCUCAGAAAUUUGGGAAUUGCCUCGCGAAUUUGGGAAUUUCCUCAUUUGCUGUGAGCAGAGACUGAAUUUCGCCUCCAUAUUCUCCUUUUCCCACCUGAAUUCCCUCAGGAAUUUGGGAAUUCCCUCAGGAAAUCCCUCAGAAAUCUGGGAAUUUCCUCAGAAAUUUGGGAAUUUCCUCGGGAAUUUAGGAAUUUCCUCAUUGCUGCAAGCAGACACUGAAUUCCAUCCCAUUAUUUCCCUUUUCCCACCCAGAUUCCUUCAGAAAUCUGGGAAUUCCCUCAGAAAUCUGGGAAUCCCCUGGGAAAUUUGGGAAUUUUAAUUUAAAAAUUCCCAUUUUUCCCACUUUUCAACCUGAUCAAUUCCCCGUGGCAUCAGCAAAGGAGGAAAUUUUGUCCUGAGUGCUUUGGGGACCCAAAAUUUUCCCGAAUUUCCCAGAUUUGCUGGAAAAUGCCCCAAAAAUGGGACAGGGAUGAAGUUUUAGGGACAAAAAUUGGGAUUUUGAAACCCAAGAGAGAUUUUAGGACCGUUUUUGGGGACAAAAAUUCAAAUUUUAAAAAAUCAUGAGAGUUUUUUGGGCCAUUUUUCUCCUUUUCCUCCUUUUUUUCUCCUUUUUUCCUUCUUUUUUCCUCCUUUUU